Fonsecaea erecta is the source of this 2676-nucleotide messenger RNA. RefSeq names its product N-acetyl-gamma-glutamyl-phosphate reductase. The transcript has 2 exons. Bases 1 to 2676 code for a protein of 891 amino acids. Gene Ontology annotation, cellular component: mitochondrion; cytoplasm; mitochondrial matrix. The record is from RefSeq and is a predicted model, not a curated record. Gene Ontology annotation, biological process: L-arginine biosynthetic process. Gene Ontology annotation, molecular function: arginine binding; acetylglutamate kinase activity; L-glutamate N-acetyltransferase activity, acting on acetyl-CoA as donor. NCBI's taxonomy places the organism in Eukaryota, Fungi, Ascomycota, Eurotiomycetes, Chaetothyriales, Herpotrichiellaceae.
AUGUCGGCAUUGGGAGCUGCUACUGCACGAGCAGUCACUCGACGGGCAGCGGCCUCGUCUCUUCGUUCUCGAGCUCUGCGUCUGGCUCGACCUUCAUACACCCCCCUCGCGGUACAGCAGACGUCUCCGCGACGGACAUAUUCCUCUCCCUCGGGAUCCUACCCUUCGACGAGGUCGACCGUGGUACAGUUGCUCAGUAACAUUGGCUCCAAGAGGGAGGUUCAACAGUACCUGUCACACUUUAGCUCGGUUUCGUCCCAGCAAUUUGCAGUCAUCAAGGUCGGGGGUGCCAUCUUGACCGAGCAUCUACAGACUUUGUCCUCCGCCCUUGCGUUCCUCAACCAUGUUGGGCUCUAUCCCGUUGUGGUCCAUGGCGCCGGACCCCAGUUGAAUAAGAUCCUGGAAGACUCGGGGGUUGAACCACACUUUGAGGACGGUAUCCGGGUCACAGACCCUAAGACGUUGGGGAUCGCACGAGCGCUGUUCCUCGAAGAGAAUUUGCGGCUGGUGGAGGAAUUGGAGCGUCUGGGUGUCCGAGCCCGACCGAUCACGUCUGGUGUUUUUACCGCGGACUAUCUUGACAAGGAGAAAUAUAACCUCGUGGGCAAGAUCCGACGUGUUGAUAAGAGGCCAAUUGAAGCUGCUAUCCAAGCGGGAUGCCUACCCAUUUUGACAUCCAUGGCCGAGACAUCAGACGGGCAGGUCCUGAACGUGAAUGCAGAUGUCGCGGCCGGUGAGCUAGCACGAGCACUCCAGCCGUUGAAGAUUGUCUACCUCUCCGAGAAGGGCGGGUUGUUCAACGGUGACACAAAGGAGAAGAUCUCCGCCAUCAAUUUGGAUGAAGAGUAUGAUCACCUCAUGCAACAGUGGUGGGUUCGACACGGCACCAGGUUGAAGAUCAAGGAGAUGAAGGAGCUCCUGAUGGAUCUGCCUCGCAGCUCGAGCGUUGCCAUCAUUCACCCAGCUGAUCUACAGAAGGAAUUGUUCACGGACUCUGGCGCUGGGACUCUGAUCCGACGGGGCAACAAAGUUCAUGUCAACACCUCUAUCGACCAGUUCAAAGACCUCGACAAGCUCAAGGAAGUCCUUCUCCGUGACCGGGCUGGACUUGAUGCCAAAGCCAUCGUGGACCGCUACAUCAAGUUCCUCCAGACGCGCGACUUCAAGGCUUACUUCGAUGAGCCGAUGGAGGCUUUUGCUCUUGUCUUGCCACCAAGCGGAGAAACAGCGCUGGCUCAGCUGGCUACCCUCACCAUCACCAGGAACGGGUGGCUCACGAAUGUGGCAGACAACAUCUUCGCCGCUAUCAAGAAAGAUUUCCCCAAGUUGAUGUGGACCGUGAAGGAGGAUGACGAGAACUUGACCUGGUUCUUCGACAAGGCUGACGGUAGUCUCUCCAAAGAUGGCGAAGUCCUCUUCUGGUACGGUCUGGAGACCAGCGACGAGGUUAAGGACCUUAUGGUUGAAUUCACAAAGCAUGGACGUCAGUUGUUUGGCGAUAUCAAUCUCGAAGCCAAGCUGCACCGCGCAGCGAGAGCGGCGUCCACUGCGACCAACACUGUUGCUCAAGGCAUGACCCAGAAGCGAACCUUUGCUACUUCAGCCAGUCCGUUGCGAUCAGCACGACAAGCCAGAUAUGUCACCAAGCCCGCUCUUUCUAUUCGCACAUACUCCACGACAAACCCAAACCCACCUCUUGGCUCCAAGAACAGCUCCAACAGCAAGCCUUCACGAGUAGCCCUUAUUGGAGCUCGCGGCUACACGGGUAAAGCGCUCAUCGACCUCCUGAAUCGCCAUCCGCACAUGGAUCUGCGCCAUGUGUCAUCGCGAGAGCUUGCUGGCAGGAAACUAGAAGGUUAUGAUAAACGCGAGAUCAUCUACGAAAACUUGACUGUCGAAGACGUCCGACAAAUGGAAGAGAAUGGAGACGUCGACUGCUGGGUUAUGGCUCUCCCAAAUGGCGUAUGCAAGCCGUUUGUUGAUGCUAUCGAUCAGGUCGGCAAAAACAGUGUCAUUAUCGAUCUCAGCGCCGACUACAGAUUCGAUCCCAACUGGACCUACGGCCUGCCGGAAUUGGUUGACCGUUCUGCCAUUGCGAAGGCCACCAGAAUCUCAAACCCAGGAUGUUAUGCUACGGCCGCUCAGCUGGGCAUAGCACCUCUGGUGCCGUAUCUGGGAGGUCAACCCACAGUAUUCGGCGUGUCGGGGUAUUCAGGUGCAGGCACCAAACCCUCUCCGAAGAACGACGUCAACAAUCUCACGGACAACAUCGUUCCCUACAGUUUGACAGAUCACAUCCACGAAAGGGAGAUCUCGACCCAACUGGGCACACCAGUAGCUUUCAUUCCCCAUGUUGCCGUCUGGUUUCAAGGCAUUCACCAUACCAUCAACAUUCCGCUGAACCAGGAGAUGAAAUCUCGAGAUAUCAGAACGCUUUAUCAAGACCGCUAUGCUGGGGAGAGGCUGUUGAAGGUGAUUGGCGAGGCCCCCCUGGUCAAGAAUAUCGCCAAAAAGCAUGGCGUGGAGGUCGGGGGUUUUGCUGUGCAUAGCAGUGGAAAGAGGGUGGUGGUUUGUGCAACGAUCGAUAACCUCUUGAAAGGAGCGGCAACACAGUGUCUCCAAAACAUGAACUUGGCUCUGGGCUAUGGGGAGUACGAGGGCAUUCCCCUGGAGUAG